Molecule: messenger RNA, 840 nt
Organism: Dictyostelium purpureum
Lineage: Eukaryota; Evosea; Eumycetozoa; Dictyosteliales; Dictyosteliaceae
Exons: 4
Coding region: 1-840 (279 amino acids)
Molecular function (GO): GTPase activity
Source: RefSeq, a predicted model, not a curated record
AUGGGUAAACAUGCACAAUUAGUUAUGGGUCCAGCAGGUAGUGGAAAAUCUACAUAUUGCGAUACAAUGAGAAAAUAUUGCGAAGAAAUUAAGAGAUCAGUACAUGUUGUAAAUUUAGAUCCAGCAGCAGAGGUAUUUGAAUAUCCAGUUUCAAUCGAUAUCAAAAAUUUAGUUACAGUAGACGAAGUUAUGGAUGAAUUACAGUAUGGUCCAAAUGGAGGUUUAGUAUAUGCAAUGGAAUAUCUAAUAGAGAAUAUGGAUUGGUUAUCAGAAGAAUUGGGCGAUUAUGAAGAUGAUUAUUUAAUAAUAGAUUGUCCAGGUCAAAUAGAGUUAUACAGUCAUAUUCCAGUAAUGAGAUCAUUGGUAGAUCAUUUACAACAAUUGGGUUAUAGAGUAUGUGCUGUAUUUUUAGUAGAUUCUCAAUUCAUUUUAGAUAACUGUAAAUUUAUUAGUGGCGCUCUUAUGUGUCUCUCUGCAAUGGUCCGUUUAGAAAUACCUCAUAUUAAUGUUUUAACCAAAGUGGAUGUUUUAAAAAGUUCAGAUCAAUAUAGAGAAAUUGAAAAGUUUUUAGAUUUAGAAGUUCAUAAUUUAGUAGAGGAAUUAAAUUUAGAAACUCAUAAUAGGUAUCAUAAAAUGAAUAAACCAAUAGGUUCAUUGCUUGAAGAUUUUAGUUUAGUAGGUUUUUUACCAUUGGAUAUAACCGAUCAAGAAAGUUUAAAUGUUUUAUUACAACAUAUUGAUAACUCCAUUCAAUAUGGCGAGGAUUUAGAACCUCAAGAUUUAAAAUCAGAUUUUCCAGAUGAAGAUGAAGAUGGUAUCGAAGAUAUGUUGGGUUAUUAA